UUCUCGAGUGACUUUGGGUUUUGAAUGCUUGUUUCUCCUCUUCGAUUCUAUCUCAGCUUCUGGGUUCAAUUCAGGGUGCCAAAUGGGAGUUGAGGAUUCUUCUCUCGGAACCAUGUCGUCGGAGGAUAAAGUUGAUGCCUUGCUGGAGGCCGCAAGAUAUGAUGAUAUGGAAGAUAUUACGUCCUUAGUAUCCCAAGGUGUUUCUCUUGAUUCCAAGGAUUCCCAGGGCCGAACAGCACUACACAUGGCUUGUGCUAAUGGUCAUCUCGAUGUUGUGGAGUAUCUUAUCAGUAGAGGAGUGGAUCUGAAUGCUACAAAUGUGGAGAUGAAUACACCCCUACAUUGGGCCUGCCUGAAUGGACAUAUUGAGGUGGUUAAGAAAUUGAUCUUGGCAGGAGCUACUGUAGGUGUCCUGAACAGCUAUGAGAAGAGUCCAAUUGAUGAAGCUGUGAGUGGGCAAAAAAUGGAUGUUAUUGAUGCCAUUAAUGAAUCAGUGGCCCAACUAGAGCUUACUGGCAUCAGAGUGUCCUAAUGCAUUGCAGCUCUAAUGAAAUGUUGAUUAAGAGACCGUCCCAUAUGUGUCAUCCUUUUUUCCCCUUAUUGCAAGCUUGUAAUGUGAAACUUUUGGUUAUAAAAUUAUAAGAUUGCUAUUUCU
Fragaria vesca subsp. vesca is the source of this 655-nucleotide messenger RNA. Its product is annotated as ankyrin repeat-containing protein P16F5.05c-like. Gene Ontology annotation, molecular function: protein binding. NCBI's taxonomy places the organism in Eukaryota, Viridiplantae, Streptophyta, Magnoliopsida, Rosales, Rosaceae. The record is from RefSeq and is a predicted model, not a curated record. The coding region runs from base 83 to 532 and encodes 149 amino acids. The transcript is spliced from 7 exons.